AGUUAGUCAAUCUUGAGCCAUCGUAGCGUACAGUUGGUUUGAAUUUAAGCGUGUAUCGGUGGAUCAAUUGUUAAAUAAAUAAUAAUCAAAUAAUUAAUUGUUUUUAUUUAAAUAAGAAGACAAUAGCUUGUUAAUUAGUGCUGAAUACAUCCAAAAAACUUUAUUAAGCACCAAAAAAAAAAUAUUAAGUGUCAAAAAAAAUAAUCAAAAAUGCUCAGUCGUCUCCAAGCAAUCAAAAGUUUGAUUGCGACCUUACCGCAGUCAUCAAAUGUCCGAUCAAUCGCAGCAUCAAUGCAGUUGCAUGAGAAAAUUAUGGUCAAAACGGAGACUAAAAAUGAAUGGAAUCGAGCAUUGAGUGAAGCUGAGAAAAUUGUCGGAUAUCAGACGUCUUAUUUGAGUUUGAGAUAUUUAUUAAGUGAUGAAAUCACAAACCUUGCCUUACAUAUGCGAAAACUUGUUGGAAGUACUCAUCCGCUUGUGUCUACUGGAAAGUCUUUAAUUUACGGACAAAAUAAUAUGCAGACAUGGGGACUUAUAGUUCUACUCGUCUCAAAGAUGGCGGGAUGUGCUGAUGGAAAUUUCGAGUCAGAACAAGACAGAAGUGCUGGUGUGUUGGUGACACAAAGAACUCUAGCAGAAGUUGUCGAGAUGGUCAGAACAGCGAACAUGAUUCAUUCAAUUGGAGUUCUUAAUUUGCAGCACCUUCAACAAUCAGGAAACGAUUUAUCUUUCGAUUCUGACUUAAUUUUCGGAAAUAAAAUAGCUUUACUCGGCGGUGAUAUUUUACUCGGCAAUGCAUCAACACAAAUGGCUCAAUUAAAAAAUCAAGAGGUCGUUGAAUUGAUGUGUACAGCUGCACGAGACAUUAGUGAUUCACAUUUCAUUGGCGAUCGUGAUAUACAAAAUAAUCCAUUGCCAAUGAAUCCAAUUAAAAAAGCUGAAGAAAUCAGAAACUACCCAAAUGUUGAAAAUGAAGUGCAAGUUGAUGAAAUUGACAAUAAGAAGCCGUUCAGUAUGAAUGCAAUUAUGGGCGGUCCAGAAAGUGAAUGGACGAUUAGACACACGUUGUCUAAUGGAACUCUCCUUGGCAAAAGCUGCCAGAGCGCAUUGAUGUUGGCUAAACAAUCACCAGAACUUCAAAGACAAGCUUAUUUCUUUGGUAAACAUUUGGCAUUAGCUUGGCAAGCAAGCAUGGACUUGGAACCAUACAAACAAGAACUUCCACUCGGACAUAAAUUAAGUCUUGUAUCAGCACCAAUACUGUUUCAUCUUGAAUAUGACAAUUCACUUUAUGAUGAGAUUAAGAAAGGAGCAGAAUCUAUUGAUGAUGUCAAUUACUACAAACUACACAGGGAAGUAUCAAAUGGACCAGGAAUUGAAAGAACAAAAGAGUUACAGAGUAAACACACAUUAGCAGCUAUGACAGAACUUUAUAAAUUCCCAAAAUCAGAUGCUAGAGAGGCACUUGAAAAAAUUAUUCUAGCAAUGCAAGAAGACUAGUGCUUGAGAUUUUUAAAAACCUAAAACUUAAUUUAAUUCCUAAUAAUUUUAAAAUUUUGUAUUUAUAAAACAAUUAAAUUUCAUCAAAAUCAGCCGCAAAUCUUCCAAAAUUUUGAUAAAUUUAUAGGUUAGGUCCAACCACAUUUUAAGCGUGGAAAUUGGUCCAAAAAAUUAAUUUUUAAUGAAGAACUCCAACUUGUGUACAGUUUUGAGCUGGAUAGUCUUACUGAUUGUUAUCUAGUACCAGAAAAUAAAAAAAAAUCCUCAGAUUGAAGUGUAAAUUAAUCCGAGUGAUUUGAAAUAAUUUUAAUAAAUUUUAAUGUAAGGCUGACGAAGCCUUGAAUAGAUAUCCAUAAAAAAAUUAUUUAAGUGAUUGUUAAUUGAUAUAAAAUGAUUUAUUUCUGUUAAUUACGGAAUGAAAGUAAAAUUGUAAUCAAUUUGUUUUUAUAUGUCAUGUAUAUAAAAUCGUGAAUUUUAUGGCUAUAACUGUAGGACAUUAAAAAUGUAUGUAGCAUGUGUGUUUUGUACUGUUGUAUAGUAAAUAAGAGAAACUUUCUUGUUGUACCUAAAAUAAAUUAAAUUUUUUUUCACCCAAACAAUUCCCUUCUUUAUUAAAUCUUGUUGUGACACUUCCGAUGAUUCACCAGAAGUGUUUUUGGAUGUAAUAAAAAUGUAUUUUCAUUUGACUGAAAAGAAGACACACGAAAAAAUAAUU
Messenger RNA from Chironomus riparius, 2215 nucleotides. NCBI's taxonomy places the organism in Eukaryota, Metazoa, Arthropoda, Insecta, Diptera, Chironomidae. The record is from the annotation of a GenBank genome assembly.